This is a messenger RNA of Grosmannia clavigera kw1407, 2388 nucleotides long. Its product is annotated as serine/threonine-protein kinase-like protein. Bases 1 to 2388 code for a protein of 795 amino acids. The record is from RefSeq and is a predicted model, not a curated record. Gene Ontology annotation, biological process: protein phosphorylation; intracellular signal transduction. Gene Ontology annotation, molecular function: ATP binding; protein serine/threonine kinase activity. Gene Ontology annotation, cellular component: cytoplasm. The transcript has a single exon. NCBI's taxonomy places the organism in Eukaryota, Fungi, Ascomycota, Sordariomycetes, Ophiostomatales, Ophiostomataceae.
AUGGCCCGCCAGCCUGCGCCCAUGCCGAUGGCCACAUCUGCAGCCGAUGCAAUGCACCACCCUGACAGCACACUUAUGGACACAGCUACGGUCCCACUCACUGCCAACGACAAUAGCAACCGCAGCAGCUCGCUCAAUGUUGCUGCCAUAACCGUGGUCGACACCUCUUUCCAGCCGCCCGGCUUAUCGGGCCAUAUUUCGAGCCAGACAGUCGCAGGUAGCUGCGCGCACCUGCGAGUACUUUCUCCCGUGCCGUCCCAGUUUCAGACGACCGCCCUCUCCCCGACAUCACAUCAGUACCAGCCGCCCUCUUCGUCUUCUUGGGACUCGCCGCAACGUGGUCGCUCGGCCAGCGGUGCCUCAGCCAGCUCGCAGCAAAGCGCCACCCCCAGCCGCAACAGCGGCGGUUACACCUUACGCCUGCAGACGGAUAUACAUGACAGUGGGUCUUCUGUAGAGCUCGCAGUCCCAAACAGCAACCCGGACUCGUUUGUUGCAUCGAGCCGCAUCUGGCCGACCGCAUUGGGGCCACAGCACAAGAGGUCGACCUCGUCGCUCAAACCUAUAUGCCGUACGCCCAGCCUCAAGGCAUCAAGCUAUCACAGCUUCGGCAACAGCUCCGCAACCAGCUCGCCUGUCCCUAGCCCCAUCAUCACGGCCAUGGGCGAUGUCACUCCCCUGCCGUCGCCACUGCUUUCGGGCGGUUCGCCGGGGCCCUGGAAAAAGCUGACGAGGUCUCCACCUCGUGAGGCUCCAUCGAGGAUGGCACCCGGGAAGCCUGAGUCUGCUCUAGUCACUAGCAAUGGCGAGUCUCUGACGUCUGCGCUGGUACACAUGUCCAAGAGGAAGGCAUACGCAGAGCUGUUGUCAAACAAGGCUGGCCCGGCCGACAACGCAGACGGCCACUCUCAGACGAUGAACAGCAGCGCUGACUUGAAGCUACCACAUACACGCAACAGGAGCCUUAGCGAGUAUACUCCCGACCAUAUGCAGCUGCCAAGGCGCAUGAUCACUGUAUCUGCAACUCACAGCAAACCGGACGGCGAGCCGGACCACGUCGAUGAUCCAUAUAAAAGGCGCAUGCGUCGUGAGCCCAAUCUGUCCGAGUCGCGAGGAUUGACGGCCGUCGAGAAGCCACCAACCCCACCGCCCAGCGAGUCGUCAUUGCUUCUAGCGGAUGCAACCGCCCCGGCGGACGCAAAGCCUGUAGCCGGAAAGAAGCGUUACGAGUACUUCGAGGCAAAGGGUCGAGCCGAUGGGAAGCGACGCCGAUGGCGUGCCCUCAAGCUGCUUGGACAAGGCACCUUCAGCAGGGUCAUGCUUGCCACCAGCCAGACGCCAACGGGCGAGGAUGAGGACCUGUCCGUACAAGAACCACAUACACGAUACGAUCGACGCACCCUGGUGGCUGUAAAGGUCUGCGAGCACGGGCCGAAAGGCGGCGCAUCCGAAGAGCGGGUGGAGAUGAGCCUGAAGCGCGAGCUGGAAGUCAUGCAGAGCAUACGUCACCCAUCGCUUGUUCAUCUCAAGGCCUGGAACAUCGAGCCCAGCCGGGCCAUCCUGGUGCUGAGCUAUUGUCCCGGUGGGGACCUUUUUGACGUAGCGAGCACACACCGCAACCUCUUGAGCCCCACGCUUCUUGCACGCAUGUUCUCCGAGCUGGUUGGAGCGGUUCAGUAUCUGCACCAGAUGCAUAUCGUUCACCGAGAUAUCAAGCUGGAAAGUGAGUGCUUCUUACCAUCUCCUCUCUCCGUCACCUCCUCUUUCACCUCCCGUAUCUUUACCACUCUCCAGCUCGUCAACCCGGCUGACCGUUUCGUCGUAGACGUGCUCGUAAACCUGACGCCACAGGAGUUGGCCAAUCCGUCCAUUAAUUGGACAACCUACCCGUACAGCGUGACAACCCUGACGGACCUUGGCCUCUCGCGAUACGUCGCUGACGACGAGAGGCUCGAGACCCGCUGUGGCUCUGAUGACUAUGCCGCUCCGGAAGUCAUCAUGGGCCAGCCCUACGACGGUCGUGCUACGGAUGCAUGGUCGCUAGGCGUGCUUCUGUACGCCCUCCUCGAAGGCCGGCUUCCCUUUGACCCUACUCCGGGCAUGAGCGACGCCCACCGGAUGCGAUCGCGGACGAGCCACCGCAUCGCGCGCAUCGAGUGGCGCUGGGUAGAGUAUGCCGGCGAGGAUGGCAGCCACGAAGGAGACAGGGCCAAAUUCGAGGCGCGAAACCUGCUGGGAGCCAUAGAUAUCACCGAAGGCCUGCUGAAGCGCGCACGCCACCGCUGGUCACUCAGCAAGGUGGCAGAAGAGGUAUGGGUGCGCAAUGCCAUCUCUCUCGAGGACGGCUUGCGGUUUCGCGAGGAAGAAGAGGGAGAGGAGGUUUUGUGA